AUGGCGCCCCCGACCUCAACCGAAACCGCACCCCCCAUCACUCUCCAAGCCCGCCAGUCCACCCAGGAAGCCGGCGCCAGUAAAGCCAAAGUGAAGAUGAACAUCCCCAGACCGCCCGUAUUCGAAGACAAGAUGAAAGAGCGUGAAUAUCUCAAAGGUCGACUCGCAGCGGCGUUCCGUAUCUUCGGAAAGAAUGGAUACGAUGAGGGAGUGGCCGGCCACAUCACCCUUCGCGACCCCGUCGACCCAAGCACGUUCUGGGUCAAUCCAUUCGGCGUCGCCUUCUCUCAGAUCAAAGCCUCGGACUUGAUCCUGGUCAACCAUGCCGGGGAGGUCAUCGACGGCGGACCCUGCCGAUUACUCAACGCCGCCGCGUUCAUGAUCCACUCGGCCAUCCACGCCGCUCGCCCGGAUGUCAACUGCGCCGCUCACAGCCACAGUCUGCAUGGUCGCGCCUUUUGCAGUCUUGGUCGGCCAUUGGAUAUUAUUACGCAGGAUGCGUGUGCCUUUUACAAUGAUCACGUUGUCUACAAGCAAUUCAACGGUAUCGUCCUCGCCGAGGAAGAAGGCAAGAAUAUCGCCGCAGCCCUGGGCGAGAAGAAGGCGGCGCUGUUACAGAAUCAUGGUCUCUUGACGGUCGGCAAUACGAUCGAGGAGACGGUGUUUUGGUUCGUGAGCUUGGAGAAGUGCUGUUAUGCACAGUUACUGGCUGAUGCGGCGGCCGCUGGACGAGGAGGACAGACCAUUAAGGUGGAUGAUGCCGAUGCGGCCUUCACGUAUAAAUCUGUCGGUACGCCGUUGGCGGGGUAUUUCAGCGCGAAACCGCUGUUUGAUGUUAUUCAUGAAGAGACGAAGGGCAGUUAUUUGAAUUAG
Molecule: messenger RNA, 873 nt
Organism: Aspergillus pseudotamarii
Lineage: Eukaryota; Fungi; Ascomycota; Eurotiomycetes; Eurotiales; Aspergillaceae
Product: class II aldolase/adducin family protein
Exons: 3
Coding region: 1-873 (290 amino acids)
Cellular component (GO): cytoskeleton
Molecular function (GO): actin filament binding
Source: RefSeq, a predicted model, not a curated record